Messenger RNA from Eucalyptus grandis, 3228 nucleotides. RefSeq names its product probable LRR receptor-like serine/threonine-protein kinase At3g47570. The record is from RefSeq and is a predicted model, not a curated record. The transcript has 2 exons. Gene Ontology annotation, molecular function: ATP binding; protein binding; protein kinase activity. Lineage: Eukaryota; Viridiplantae; Streptophyta; Magnoliopsida; Myrtales; Myrtaceae. The coding region runs from base 9 to 3119 and encodes 1036 amino acids. Gene Ontology annotation, biological process: protein phosphorylation.
UUCAAGUUAUGGAACCUCGAAGCAUUAGCUUUGCAGAGUUUCAAUCAUGCCACUUCCUCAUUGGCAUCGUUCUUGCAUUGUGCAUAACCCAAGUCUCCUCUACCACAAAUGAAACCGACAAACUCUCUUUGCUCGCGUUUAAGGCUGGAAUAACCGAGGAUCCUCUUGGCGUACUCAGCUCGUGGAAUGGUAGCAUGGGGUUCUGCCAGUGGAAUGGUGUCAUGUGCGGUCGCAAGCACCAAAGGGUCAUAGUAUUGGACUUGCGUUCGCAGAAACUCUCUGGGUUGAUCUCUCCUCAUAUCGGGAACCUCAGCUUCUUGAGAGAAUUGUGGCUCGUAGACAACAAUUUCGAUCAUGAAAUCCCUCCGCAAAUCAGCCGGUUGAGCCACCUACGAGUCCUACGACUGGAGUCCAAUUCAUUGGUUGGUGAGAUUCCCGAAAACAUAACAGCUUGCUCUGACCUUGUCAGCCUCGUUCUUGAAUGCAACCAACUAACUGGCAAAAUUCCUUCACAAGUCGGUUUAUUAUCAAAUCUACGAAAUUUUUCUUUGUAUGCAAAUAAUCUAACCGGGAGUGUGCCUUCCUCCAUUGGGAACUUGUCUUCACUAAAGGGGCUUAUUUUUACGCGAAAUAACUUGGGUGGGAAUAUUCCUUCGGUCUUUAGCCAGUUGUCAAAAUUACAAUACUUUUAUGUGGGAGGAAACAAACUGUCUGGUCCAAUUCCAUUUGGACUUUUGAAUCUCUCUUCUUUAUCUAUGAUCGAUCUAGGAGUCAACCAAAUCCAAGGGAGUCUUCCUACAAACAUAGGCUUCACACUUCCAAAUCUUCGGUUGUUUAGCAUCGGCAUGAACCUAUUUGAGGGACAGAUUCCUUCGUCAAUAUCAAAUUGCACAAAGUUAGUGGCACUUCAACUUGGAGAGAACAAACUUUCAGGUGAAGUGCCUUCUUUGGAAAAUCUGCAAAAGCUUCAAUGGUUCGCCAGUUUCGAUAAUCAACUCGGGCAUGGAAAACCCGAAGACUUGAACUUUGUUUGCUCACUAACAAAUGCCACAAAGUUAAAGGCAUUGCAUAUUGCUAGCAACAGUUUCGGUGGAGUUCUGCCUAAAUGCAUAGGUAAUUUAUCCACCACCCUCAGAAUAUUUGAUGUGUCUGAGAAUCUAAUAUUUGGAGAAUUUCCUAGACGGAUUGAAAAUUUUGUGAACCUUGAAGUAUUGAUUAUGUACAAAAAUAAGUUGUCAGGUGUUCUUCCAUCGAAUAUGGGGAAUUUACAAAAUUUAUCGUUAUUGGAGUUAAGUGAUAACUACCUAGAAGGGAGAAUCCCAUCUUCUCUAGGAAACCUAACCAAGUUGACUCUACUAUAUUUGGCUUGGAACAACUUUCAAGGUCAAAUCCCUUCAGAACUAUCUUCUAACUGCGACUUUUUGAACGGACUUGAUCUUUCCAAUAACAAUCUCAGUGGUACCAUACCCCCACAAAUUAUGGGUAUUUCAUCACUGACCAUUCUCUUGGAUUUGUCUCAUAACCAUCUAACGGGACUUUUACCCAUGGAAGUAGGCAACUUGAGGUUUUUGACCACAUUAAACAUCUCCGAAAAUAUGUUAGGAGGUGAAAUUCCAAAUAGUUUAGGUGAUUGCGUUGCAUUGGUAUCAUUGAGGAUGGGGGGAAAUCUCUUCCAUGGGUCCAUUCCUCAAUCAAUGAGAUUGUUAAGAGGCAUUGAAGAACUGGAUCUUUCACACAACAAUUUUUCCGGGGAGAUUCCACAGUUCUUGAAGGCACUUCGUUCUUUGAAAGUUCUGAAUUUAUCUUACAAUAAUUUUCAAGGUAUGCUGCCACAUGAAGGAGUCUUUGAGAAUGCUACCUCUGCCUCUAUUAUCGGGAAUGCUAAGCUAUGUGGUGGAUUGCUAGAAUUUCAGCUUCCUAAAUGCAUCUCCAGUAGCUCCAAGAGUAGGAAAGUCCAUGUAUUGAGAUUGUUUGCUCUUGUUAUUUGCGGCCUUCUCGGAAUUGCUCUGAUUCUUGCUAUUCUUUAUCUCUCUUGGUGGAAGAUGCAAGUACCAAAACCAGUUUCAAGUUCUAUGGACGUUUUAUGUCCGCACGUAUCUUAUGGAGCACUCCUAAAAGCAACCCAAGGUUUUUCUUCAACCAACUUGGUUGGUGUUGGAAGCUUUGGUUCCGUUUACAAAGGGGUACUUGAGGACAAUGGGACUGCCGUUGCAGUGAAGGUGCUCCAUUUAGUGGGUCGUGAUGCCCUGAAGAGCUUCAUAAUUGAGUGCGAGGUACUAAAGAACAUCAGACAUCGAAAUCUUUUGAAGAUACUAACGGUUUGCUCGAGUACUGAUUAUCAAGGAAAUGAUUUUAAGGCCAUAAUAUAUGACUUCAUGGAUAAUGGAAGCCUGCAACAGUGGUUACACUCAAAAGCAACAUCAUCUCAUGUAAAUGAGCCUCCAAAGAAAGUGAAUUUCAUUCAAAGGAUAAAUAUUGCCAUUGAUGUUGCUUUUGCACUAGAUUAUCUUCAUCACCAAUGCCACAUCCCCAUCAUUCAUUGUGAUCUAAAGCCAAGCAAUGUCCUCUUAGAUGCUCAAAUGGUCGCACAUGUAGGCGACUUUGGAUUGGCAAAGUUCCUACUUGGAUCAUCCCUUGAUACUGUAGCUAAUCAAAUGAGCUCUGUGGGUCUAAGAGGGACAAUUGGUUAUGCUCCACCAGAAUAUGCAAUGGGAUGCAAGGUCUCAAGAGAAGGCGAUGUCUAUAGUUACGGCAUGCUCUUACUGGAGAUGUUCACAGGAUUGAGUCCCACCAAUGAUAGAUUUGGAGAUAAUUUGACUCUCCAUAAUUUCGUUGCAUCAGCUUUGCCUGAACAAGCAUUGGAAAUUACAGAUCACAUUCUACUUCUAGAAAGCGAGAGUCAUUUCGGCCCUAAUGGUCCUCAGCAUUGGCUUUCUGAAAGCAAAAGCAUCUUUCAAGAGUGUUUGGUUACAGUGUAUAAUAUUGGAGUAGCUUGUUCCAAUGAAGUGCCGGGAAGACGGAUGAGCACCAAUAGUGUCGCAAGUCAACUGCAAAGGAUUAGGCAAAAACUCUUUGCAUUGGGUUUCCAUGAACAAGACGAGUUAUCGCGGGUGAUAUGAUAAUUUCUUAAUCUCUCUUGUCUUAAAUAUUUAGCUUUGCCUAUGCUAGCGCCAACUUGCAUGUAAAAUGUGUAUCAAAAUAGAGAAUCAAGAAGAAGCUAAUAGUCGA